UCCUCCUGUGUGGCGCGGAACCCUUUGGUUGGCCUGGGGGUGAGGAGGAGAUUCUGCCUUCCCAAAAAGCAUGCUUUUAAAUCUCUGAUCUUGCCAGGUCUCGGGAGUCCAUUUCUGCGGAGGAGUGACUCUUCGAUCGAAGGAAUCGUCCGCGGCAGACGAGAAACUAACCGCUCGGGGGGGUCUUUGCAGCGGCGCGACAAUGAACGAGUGGGCACCCAUUGCCAAAGAAUAUGACCCGCUCAAAGCAGGAAGCAUUGAUGGUACGGACGAAGAACCCCACGACCGAGCCAUUUGGAGGGCGAUGACGGCCCGCUAUGUCCCCAACCGAGGUGUCACGGGAGACCCCCACCUCACGCUAUUUGUGGCGAGACUCGCCCUGCAGACCACUGAGGAGAAGUUGAAGGAAGUCUUUUCCCGCUACGGAGACAUCCGGAGGAUACGCCUGGUGAGGGACUUUAUCACGGGGUUCUCGAGGGGCUACGCCUUCAUCGAGUACAAGGACGAACGGGCCCUCUUGAAAGCUCACAGAGACGCCAACAAGCUGAUCGUCGACCAGCGUGAGGUGUUUGUAGACUUUGAGCUGGAAAGGACCCUGAAAGGGUGGAUCCCUCGGCGGCUUGGGGGCGGUUUCGGGGGCAAGAAGGAGUCUGGGCAGCUGCGGUUUGGGGGCAGGGACAGACCUUUCCGGAAGCCCAUCAACUUGCCCGCUAUGAAGAGUGAUUUCUAUGGAGAGGGGCAGGCAGAGAAGAGAGACAGGCCCUGGUCCCGGGACUGGAAAACAAGGGAUCGUGCUCAUGAGAGGAACCGGGAGCAGAGGCGGCCGGAAAGGGAGUGGAGCGAAAGCAGGAGGGACCGUGAGCGGCACUCCAGGGAGGAAAGAAGCUCUGGGAAAGAGGGAAGGAACAGGGAGAGGAAAGACCGGAGCAGAGACCACAGCUCCAGAAAGCGACGGGAUGAAGACCGAAACUGAUGGAUAUACUCCCGUCCGUCUUGUGCUGUUUGACUGCAGAACAUAGGUGUAAGACACAGGCUUCGGGUUCUCUGCCAGAAUACUUCAGGCUCUACGCUCAGGCUUGGCAAAUCAGGCAAAAAAGCUUUUAUUAUCGAAAAACAACAAGGGCAACCUCGAUUAACAAUGCUUCGAGGAAAAAAGAAAAUUCCACGUCCUUCGGGGGGGUGCCAAAAUACAAAGAGUAAUUAAAAUCAACUGGAACUUAUAAUGACUCCACAAGGUAGGAAAACAUCCUGCCCCCCACACCUUUUGCUAUUUUAUCUUUGGAAGAACCUGUUAAGACGCUGCCCCUCCCUGUCUCCAGUGCAGCUGUCAGUUAAGAAAUCUCAGCUGUGCAGCUCUUGCAAAGCUGAGUACCGGACAGUUCCUGUAAAGACUUGCAAGGUUAAUCCUCCCCCUCCUGCCGUCCUUCAGUUCUACAGAGUUGCUGUGUUACAGACAGGUUGGUGUCUUCCUUACAAUAGGGCUGCCAGGUCCCCCGGGUACCAGAAUCAGGCUGAUGUACCCGGCACGAUGACGUCACCCAGAGGUGACAUCAUCGCACCGGGCACGUCGUCGGGGGACGCUCUAGCGUUCGGCAUUAUCAAUGAGUUUUAAAGCUGGAUGCUAGAGCGUCCCUCGAUGGCAUGCCUGGUGCGAUGAUGUCACUUCCGGGCGACGUCAUUGCAGCGUGCGUGUGUAAGCUCCCGGACAAGGAGCUUCCAAUCCCCACUGGAUGCGAGCAACCCUAGCAGGACACCAGGGCAUGAUGGGAAAGCAUGAAUCCAGAUUCCCGAAUGAGAUGAACCCAGAUCAUUCCUAUUCAGGCCACGUGGACUCUAGGAAAGCUCUGGUUUAGGACUGGCCCAUAGGAAGUAAUGAAAAGCUGUCCUAAAGGGCGGUUCCACUGGAAACAGCAAGGCCCAAGGAUUGGUGGGCUGAAGCAGGCCAGCUUCGAGCCACUCUUCAGGCAAUCUUGGGUAACAGCAGAGCGAGAAAAGCGAUGUUUUUAAAAUAAUGGCACAGAACUGCCCAUCAUUUUGCCCUCAUGUCUGGCUGUGAGCAUUAUCCGCCCCAUGGGAAGAUUUCGCCUCCUUUUGUCCUGGCUUGGCCCAUGGCUCUGAGGCCUUGUUCACAACCAGGCGGUGGGUUUGCAUGGCCGUGUCAAAAACGCCACCGCCGGUUAUUCCGAAUGCGUUACUGGCCUUCAGCUGGGGUUUGAAUGAGUUGCACAACCACUUUGUGUGUGUGGGGGUGCAUAUUAUUACGGAAUAAACUGCAACCCGAUAAUGAGCCCAUUGUACUGUUUCCACGAUGGUGCAUCUGAUAGAAUGCUUCCUGUAAAAUUGAAUGAGGGUGUAUGUCUGUUCUUGGCUUUUUCUUUCUGGGCAGGGCUUGUGGGUGUUCUGGGAAUCAAGAGGUGUUUGUUGCAGAGUUAAUAAA
Gekko japonicus is the source of this 2437-nucleotide messenger RNA. It is a transcript of the gene SNRNP35, whose product is annotated as small nuclear ribonucleoprotein, U11/U12 35kDa subunit. The record is from RefSeq and is a predicted model, not a curated record. Gene Ontology annotation, biological process: mRNA splicing, via spliceosome. Gene Ontology annotation, cellular component: U12-type spliceosomal complex; precatalytic spliceosome. The coding region runs from base 203 to 973 and encodes 256 amino acids. NCBI's taxonomy places the organism in Eukaryota, Metazoa, Chordata, Lepidosauria, Squamata, Gekkonidae. The transcript has 2 exons. Gene Ontology annotation, molecular function: mRNA binding; snRNA binding.